Clonostachys rhizophaga is the source of this 351-nucleotide messenger RNA. NCBI's taxonomy places the organism in Eukaryota, Fungi, Ascomycota, Sordariomycetes, Hypocreales, Bionectriaceae. The record is from the annotation of a GenBank genome assembly.
AUGUCCUCAUACGGCUUGGUGUUCUUCGAAGUGCCCAAACAUGGUAUAAGGCUCGGAAAGCUCAAGGGAAUCACUUCCGGCCAGAUAAACGCAGAGCUCAUACAUGGUUUAGAGCUUGACUCGGAUUCAGAACCAGUCUCAUAUCUUCGAAGCAUCCAAGACUACCUCGUCCCGCUGGGCGCGCUCGUCGUCGUCGAGACGGAAAGGAUGGGAUUCCACCACAUUGGCUUCGCAAGAUUACGUUUAUCAGUUCUGGGUCCGCCAAUGAGGAUCGUAUCAUGCUACGAUGAACCAAAGACUGCUACCAUUGUUGUUCGUCUUCCUAUGUUCCCCCCUGAGGAUGAGAGAUAG